AUGGCGGGCGGAGCGAGCGCCGGCUACGUGAAGGAGUUCACCCGCCACUGCGGGGAUGUGCUGCUCAACCUCAACGAGCUGCGGCACCGACACAUCUUGACUGACGCCACCCUGGCGGUGGGCGACGCGUGCCUACGCGCUCACUCAGCCGUGCUGGUGGCCUGCAGCGGCUUCUUCUACUCGCUUUACUCACGGCACGCGCAGCAAGUGACGGUGUCGCUCCCUAGCCACUUGGACCCGACUUGCGUCUCCCUCCUGUUGGACUUUAUGUACACGUCCCGCCUCCCCCUGACGCCAGCCACCGCCCCGGGCGUGCUGGCUGUGGCCGCCUACCUUCAGAUGGACCACGUGGCCGAUACCUGCCGCGACUUUAUGCGGCUACACUGCAGGGAAAACAUGAGUGUCAGACACCCCCGAUUGGAGCUGGACCCCCAGGUGUCUGUAGGCUCUGUGGCCCCUGAAGGCGGGGAUCUGCCCAAUCUGGUCAGCUAUUUUUCCUUUAGAACACCGGGGAAGACCGGGGACCUGCUCACACCUGUUUCAGAGGAGCUGAAAAAGGAACCCGACUCGCCCCCUCCGACUCCCGACAGCCCGGCGCGCUCCCGCUGCCAGCCCAGCUCGCCCGCCGAGUCCAAAACCUGCAACAAAAAUCUGCUGUGCGACACUAACGCGACGCCAAAUCCAAAGUCGUGCAAUUGGAAAAAAUACAAGUACAUCGUCCUGAACCCUCUCUGCACUGGGAGCUCAGUGAAAGAGGAGCCGCAGUUCCGUCAGGUGCGGCCUGGAGAAGUGCCCGGUCAGAUUGAUAGACAGGGGCAGGCCUCCUGCUACGAGGGUUCUGGCCGAGCCCCUCCCCUCGGGCCACCCGCUUCCAUGGAGGACGGAACAGCUUUCAGCACAACUUCUACCCAUCAUCGCCACCAUCAGGCCGUCAAGCGAGCUAACUACCAUCUGCCUCACGGUUACAACACCGGAGGAACUAAAACGGUUCUCUCGGGCGACAAGCCGUACCGCUGCAACGUGUGCGGUGCCCGAUUCAACCGCCCCGCCAACCUCAAGACGCACGCUCGCAUCCACUCCGGCGAGAAACCGUACCGCUGCGACACCUGCGGAGCGCGAUUCGUUCAGGUGGCUCACCUCCGAGCGCACGUCCUGAUCCACACGGGCGAGAAGCCGUACCCCUGUCACACGUGCGGCACCCGCUUCCGCCACCUGCAGACCCUGAAGAGCCACCUGCGCAUUCACACCGGAGAGAAGCCUUACUCGUGCGACAUGUGCGAGCUCCGUUUCCGCCACAAGAGUCAACUGCGACUGCAUCUGCGCCAGAAGCACGGCGCUGUGACGAACACCAAGGUCCGCUACAAGGUCCUAAGCGCUCCACUUUGCUCAUCCUGA
Molecule: messenger RNA, 1395 nt
Organism: Nerophis lumbriciformis (worm pipefish)
Lineage: Eukaryota; Metazoa; Chordata; Actinopteri; Syngnathiformes; Syngnathidae
Source: RefSeq, a predicted model, not a curated record